AUGUACGCAGCACGCGGUACUAUCGAGAUGAUCUCCGGCUCUGGCGAGCGCAGUUUCGAGGAUCAUGAAUGGCUAUUGGAUGUCACGAGUGAUGUCGACGAGGAAUUGCAUUACUCGUUCUGCAACCACCUAUUCGAGGGUGUAGUCAUAUGCAAAGACUACGUCCUGAUUCCGGCGAAAGAACUGAGCUACAUCCUCGCCUGUGCUUUCCCGGUAGUCGCCGAGAUAUCAUUCUGGGAUGAUGAGCUUAUCGAGAAGAAUGCUCAGCUGAAAAGAUUCCCAAUCACAUAUGUUGCACAAGAAACGCAAGCUCUGGACGAGGGUAUCUGUGACAGCACAGUCAUGGCGUCUUCUAACGAAAACUAUCCACAGGGACCAUACGAGGUCGGCAAGCACAUCGUUCCUCCUCCACGGCCGAGCUCACCAUCAACUGCCGAGUACCGCCUUAAUCAUCUCAUGACCCGUAUCAAAGACCCGGAGAAUAGUUUGAAGUUCUACUGUGACUGCCUGGGCAUGCACGUUGUCUUCAUCUUCAAUGCUGGUCCAUUUACCAUUUACUACCUAGGACCACGAGAUAGUGGUAUGUCCACCCUCGGUACCUCAAAAGGCUUGCUGGAAUUGUAUUACAUUCCUGCCGACGCGGCUACGUCGUAUACUUCUGGCAAUGACUACUCUAAUCCGGCGGGAAUCGGCUUCGGUCACAUUGGAUUCACAGUGCCAGAUGUCCCUGAAGCACUGGAAAGGAUCAAAAGCUUUGGCUACGAGGUCAUCAAGCCGCUGGAUGAGGCGAAAGAAGAGCAGAUGGGUUUACCCGCGGAGGCUGUGGAAGGAAAGCACGGAACAGUACAAGACGGCUACAAGCAUGUCUUCAAACAGCUCGCUUUCGUGAAGGAUCCGGAUGGUUAUUGGGUUGAGAUCGUACCUCAGGUGAUCAAGCCGCCGAGUGAUUAG
Alternaria triticimaculans is the source of this 951-nucleotide messenger RNA. RefSeq lists its product as uncharacterized. The transcript is spliced from 5 exons. The record is from RefSeq and is a predicted model, not a curated record. Lineage: Eukaryota; Fungi; Ascomycota; Dothideomycetes; Pleosporales; Pleosporaceae. Bases 1 to 951 code for a protein of 316 amino acids.